GGAAGAAGAGUGACGCUGCCCAAAUGCAGAGCAAUGAAUGGCCCUGCCAAUCUAAUUGCGCCAGUGCUAUGGAGGAGACCCGGGCUCGUACAUUCCCUCAAGGCCGUUCAGAAUGUCAUUGUCAAUGACAAGCACUGCUUCGAGAUGUACGGCUUUGACGUCCUCAUCGACAAGGACCUCAGGCCCUGGCUCCUGGAGGUGAAUGCCUCGCCGUCAUUGACCACGACAACUGAGGACGACCGCCUUUUGAAGCUGCGGCUCAUCAACGACGUGCUGACCAUCGCAAUGCAGGAGAAGAAAGGACUCCUCGAUGGCGACGAGGAUGCUGCACUUGGAGACUUUGCCUGCAUCUACGAUGAGAAGCACCAGGAGAAACGCACCACGCGCCCAGAGGAUCGAAGCUUGAGCAGAGGCGCCAGCAGGCGAAUCCCCGGAGAGCGCUUCUCCAGGACUGGGUACUGGCGAUGACAAAAACGAGGCACGAUGCAUUGCCCAAAGAAGGCAUACGGAGACAAAAAGAGGUGCAGGGCCG
Molecule: messenger RNA, 532 nt
Organism: Effrenium voratum
Lineage: Eukaryota; Dinophyceae; Suessiales; Symbiodiniaceae
Source: the annotation of a GenBank genome assembly